UCCCCACCUCUUAUUUCAAAUCAAAACACGUGCGAGUAGCGAACGAAGAACGUGCUGCAGAAUUGAAGAUACAAACAAUUAGAAAAACCCUGUUAAAUUAUGGAAGCUGUGCAGCCAGAGGCUGUGACCGGCGAGAACGUGGCCACCACAGUGGCGGAGACGCAGGCAACAUCAGAGGAAAACGCUGCAACGAUAUCGCUGCCAGCAAUUGUAGCAGCAGAAAAUUCGACAGCGCCAGCCGCUGAAACCCUUUCCAACGAGCAACCGACAGAGAAUCCAAUAGUUGCAACAGUUCUACCUACAGACACAAGCACUACGUCGGCUGAGCCACAAAUAUGUUCUGACUCACAAAAAUUAACCGAAGGCGCAGCGAUAACUGAGGCUGCUGUAGCCAUGGACAUAACUGAUGAAUUAAAAAUAAACUCUACAGCCGAAAAUACUGUAAUCUCAGUUGCUGAUACCAUGACGGGCGAGGCAGACAAUGCAAAAGUAGCAACAGCUGAUUUACAAAAGACUUCAGAGGCCAAGGAGUCAGCACCAGCAGGAGCUAGUGAUGCAAUGUCCAUAGAUGCAGGAGCUGCAACAAAGUCUCUCUCUAUAACGACUGCGAUCUCAGAGGAACAAACAGCAAAUGCAAUUGUGGCAACAGCAAUUGAAGUUCAAGAGAUUACUGUUGUAGAUAGUGAGGAGGAUGUACAACAAGUUGCAAUGGACUGCGAGACGAUACCAACUUCAGCAGCAGCGCCUUCAACGACAGGACUCGGGUUGCUGGCAGCCUACAGCUCCGAUGGGGAUUCCGACGUAGAUGCAGCCGCUACAGCAGAUGUCGAAAACAGCGAUAAAGACGAUGAUGUAGUUGAAGUGCCUGUCUCCAAUGCCACAAGCAGCAACCAUGCCACACACAGGCGUCAAGUGGUCACUGUGGUGAGCUCCGACAGCGACAGCAGUGAUUCAGAUUCCGAAUCGGAGGGCGAAUAUCUCACCGAGUUGCGCAAAAAAAUAGACCGUCGCAUUAACACCGAAGACUGCGACGAGGAGGACGAUGAGCUGGAUGACGAGACGCGGCCUGGUCGCCGCCGUCAGCCGCCAAAAGUGCGUGGCGAAAUGCUGCUCGACGAGCUGCCGCCCAUUGAUCAGCUCGAGAUUACAGUGCCGGAGGAUGAGUGCAUUGAACUGGGCAAAGUGCAAUCGAUAGUGGAUCAAUUGGUGAUUGUGAGUGUGCUGCCCAAUUCCAUGCUAUUCGAUUUGGAUACUGUGCUGUUUUUGGAGAAGGGGCGCAAGGUAUUAGGCCAGGUGUUCGAUGUGCUUGGCCAGGUGGCGGAUCCUUUGUACUGUGUGCGCUUCAAUAGCAAUGCACAGAUCAAGGAGCGUGGCAUCAAUGUUGGCGACGUCGUCUAUUGUGCACCACAAACGGAGCACACACAGUUUGUCAUUCUCUCGAAGGUGAUGCAAAUACGUGGAUCGGAUGCUUCGUGGGAGAAUGAUGUGGAGCCGCCACCCAGAUUCCUUGAUUACUCGGACGAUGAAGCGGAGCGUGAAGCACGUGCCGAGCUGCGCAAGAAACGACAGCGUGAGCGUACGAAUUCCACAGAUUCGGUGGACACAGUGGCCACCGAAGCAUCAUCAGUUGCAUCGACGGCGCCUUCGACGUCAACUUCUCGCCAGCGUGGACGUCGUGCGCAGCGCGAGAGUCGCCAGCCGAGCUAUCAGAAUGGCAACCAACAGCAGCAGCAGCAGCCGAUGUCUCGCUCGCAAUCACGUGACUCCGAAUACAACUAUCAUCCCAGCUACAAUCCGGGCAGUUGGCACUCGAAUUACUAUCACAAUUUCCAUCCGCCGGCUGCGAAUUUCAACAUGAUGCCCGGUGCGUUUCCCAUGCCACAGCAUGGUUAUGGAUAUGGCGUGCCGCCACCACCACCACCGCAUCCGUAUGGCAUGCCACCGCCCAUGACGAUGCCCAUGAUGGGCAUGCCACCGCCACAGCAUAUGUAUCCGCCUCCUCCUCCGCAUCCAGCUUAUGGUCCGCCACCGCCUCAUAAUCCAGGCAGUUAG
Molecule: messenger RNA, 2052 nt
Organism: Drosophila albomicans
Lineage: Eukaryota; Metazoa; Arthropoda; Insecta; Diptera; Drosophilidae
Product: H/ACA ribonucleoprotein complex non-core subunit NAF1
Exons: 4
Coding region: 100-2052 (650 amino acids)
Biological process (GO): ribosome biogenesis; box H/ACA snoRNP assembly; pseudouridine synthesis
Cellular component (GO): sno(s)RNA-containing ribonucleoprotein complex
Molecular function (GO): RNA binding
Source: RefSeq, a predicted model, not a curated record